Molecule: messenger RNA, 981 nt
Organism: Aureobasidium vineae
Lineage: Eukaryota; Fungi; Ascomycota; Dothideomycetes; Dothideales; Saccotheciaceae
Source: the annotation of a GenBank genome assembly
GCCUCGCUGCACCAUCGGCUCUCCACCUCACACCCCGAAGAGCAUCCUGUCCGUCAUGGAAUCCCCAAGGAAGGAAUUGAUGUCUGCCCUUUCCACNNACUCCACUUGGGUGGUAAAUACUCUGAUCUUACCAUCAAGUGCAACUCUCGAGAAUAUGCCGUCCAUCGAGCCAUUCUUUGUUCGCGGUCUGGAUUCUUCGAUGGAGCCUGUAGCAACCAGUUUCGCGAGGCUCAGACCGGUCUGAUUGAUCUGAGCGAGGAAGAUGAAGAAGCGGUCGAGCACAUGAUCCANCUGCUGACGGGUGUUUUAGACUUCUACCACCUGGACUAUCUUGUUUCCGAGGACGAAGAGGAGCCAGCUUCUCCUGUCUUCCGUCACCGUGCGCAAGAGGCCCUCCGCCAGCGACCCCAAAAGCUUGACCUGUCUCACAUCGUGGAUCCUCUUUUCGCUCAAGCCGCUGCUUGCGCCCCACCCACGCCAGUCACGCCGUCGACGGAAGGUGUUGAUCCCCCUUCGCGCUCAAGGCAUGACUCGAGCGUUGACCACUCGCCACGUGCAACGAGCCCGAAAGGCAAGAGCGGACUUCGCGGCGCCGGUCCCGGCAGCGCUUCCAACUCUGGAUCUGAAUGCGAAUCUGACGAGGAUGAGGAGUGCGAGUACGAGACCGAUGAAUCGAACCUCCUUACUCAUACUCGCGUUUACGCAUUGGCGGAAAAGUACGACAUCCCUGCUCUGAAGGCUCUCGCAAAAAGCAAAUUCGAGAUGGCCAUGGCUUGCUACUACGACUCGCCAGAGUUUGCCGAUGCCAUCGAGGAAGUUUACUGCUCGACCAUCGACAGUGAUCGCGGUCUUCGCGAUGUUGUUAUCCAGGCUUUCAGGAAUCACCCUCAGCUUGCCAGCACCCAGGAUGUUUUCGGUGUCAUCAAGCGCACUCCGACUUUAGCCUUUGAGCUUUGGAAGACUGAGAGAGGAAUCCCGGUU